Glycine soja is the source of this 1431-nucleotide messenger RNA. Its product is annotated as G patch domain-containing protein 8-like. Gene Ontology annotation, molecular function: nucleic acid binding. Bases 156 to 1145 code for a protein of 329 amino acids. The transcript has 8 exons. NCBI's taxonomy places the organism in Eukaryota, Viridiplantae, Streptophyta, Magnoliopsida, Fabales, Fabaceae. The record is from RefSeq and is a predicted model, not a curated record.
UGCUUCUUUGUUUUGAUCCUGUUAUUCCCUCACCUCAUCACAUCUGAAUAUCUCACGCCGAAGACCGUGCGUUGAAAUCUUGCAAGGACGAGAUCCAAGCAUCGUUGUUUUCCUUCCCAGAAUUUACGCUCUUCUUACUAUCAUCAAGAUACAAAAUGGAAUAUCGACGGACCAGUGGUAGGCAGGAAACCGGUGGCCGUGACAGAAGACAAUCUAAAAGGGAACAGGCAUAUCAGGACUCUCUUAUUGAGGAUUUGUCACAGGAUUUUCGUUUGCCAAUCAACCACAGGCCAACAGAAAAUGUUGAUCUGGACAACGUAGAGCAAGCAUCUUUGGACACACAGAUAACAUCAUCUAAUAUUGGCUUUAAGCUCCUCCAAAAGAUGGGAUGGAAAGGAAAGGGUCUUGGGAAGGAUGAACAAGGAAUCAUUGAGCCAAUAAAAUCUGGAAUUAGAGAUCCAAGGCUGGGGAUUGGUAAGCAAGAAGAAGAUGAUUUCUUUACUGCAGAAGAAAAUAUCCAGCGAAAAAAACUUGAUGUUGAGUUGGAGGAGACAGAGGAACAUGUGAAGAAACGGGAGGUCUUGAGAAUUUCCUGCAGUUUUUAUUACCUGGUGGCUUCUUCUGCCUGCUUCGUGCACAUUAUGAAAAUUCAGGUGUUAGCUGAACGUGAGCAAAAAAUUCAAACUGAAGUGCAAGAAAUCCGAAAGGUGUUCUAUUGUGAUCUCUGCAACAAGCAAUACAAAUUGGCAAUGGAAUUUGAAGCACACUUGAGCUCUUAUGAUCACAAUCACAGAAAGCGUUUCAAACAAAUGAAGGAAAUGCAUGGUAGUAGUAGUCGGGACGAUAGGCAAAAGCGAGAACAGCAGCGUCAAGAAAGAGAAAUGGCAAAGUUUGCUCAAAUUGCUGAUGCUCAAAAGCAGCAACGGCUUCAACUGCAACAAGAGUCUGGAUCAGCAACAGUUCCAUCGGAAUCUAAAACUGCUACUGCACUUACGGAUCAGGAGCAGCGAAAUACUUUGAAGUUUGGGUUUUCUUCUAAAGGCAGUGGUUCCAAGAUUACAUUUGGUGCCAAGAAGCAAAAUGUUGCAAAGAAGCAAAAUGUUCCGAUCUCCUCUAUAUUUAGUAACGAUAGCGAUGAAGACUAAUGAUGGAACAUUACUCGUGAAGUGACAUAUCAGCGUGAUGACGAAUCUCCUGUGUGGUUUGGUGUGGUUUGGUUUGUAUUAGCUGUUUUAUUUGAUAAUUGUUGCCAUCCUCGGUUCGAGAGGAAGAAAACAUUUGGGAUUAUAUGAUAGUUUGGAGUUUGGUAGACCAAAAAUGUUACCUGCUUAUCUGUGAGGUAAUGUUAUGUUUGUAAGGAUUUUAUGUUUACGAGAGUAGCAUGGUUAUGUUAGUUUUCAUAGUUCAAUUAUUGAUGUGAAAUUUCGAGUA